UGCGAAUAUUUCUUGCUGCCUUUUUGACAGAUACAUAUAUAGAUAUAUGUUGUGCCUUGACAGCUAUAAUUUCUUUGAAAGGUUAGAAUCGAGUACGAUCGGUGAGCUGUUUAACGUUCAUUUAAACGUAUUUUACAUCACUAAUGUGCCAUGGAGGAGGUUGACAAUAUUAUUAUACAUUCUUUGCGACAGAUUGGCUGUGACAUAGAAGAAGAUGUAACUAAUUUGAGCGGUUUUAAUACUGAAUUGGUAGUCGAAGCCGCAGUUAGAUGUUUAGACAUAAUUCGUCCGGGGCUCGGAGUGUCCACAAUUGUGCCUGCAAAUAUGGCAGCACGAUUCCGACUGGGAGCUACACUGGCUCAAGCUUGUUCGGAACUUGGGUACAGAGGUGACAUCGGCUAUCAAACAUUUCUGUAUAGUUCGGAGGUGGAUCUACGUCGAUUGUUUAUGUUUCUGAUUGAAAAACUACCUAAAGAAAGUGACAAGACACUAAAUGAACCCACCAGCAGAGUGGCCCUCCUCGAAAGACAGAUCGCUGAUGCUGUUUCUCGGGAUCUUUCUGCUCCUUGGCUGCCACAUUAUUGUCACAAACGAGGGAGCCGGAAUAAAGGGUCGACAGAUCAUCAUUUUAAAACAGUUGAUCUAGAUAUACCGAGUCAAGGGAAAGGCGAAGACUAUCAAGACUAUUAUGUUAACUACCAAAAGGCAGUGACUGAACAAGUACCAGAUGAAAAAUACCUCAUACCUUCUCUUGUGACACGUAAUGCAAAAUUACUGCAUUGUGCUCCAACUAAUAUUAUAGAGAGACUCGACUGGUUACAUGCCCAAAGACUGAAUGAAACUGCAGCUGACAUAAUACAAAGUGAAAUUGAAAUUCAGAGCAGGUUUGCUUUGAAUCAAAGACUCCAGUUCUCAGAAUUAGCGCAGGAUACCAAAAACGAGGAAAAAGGCUUGACAGCUCAAUCCAUCUCUGAGGUUUCAACUCCUCUGAGUCGGGAAGAAAAAAGGGAAAUAAAAAUAGACAAAAUUAAAUCAGAAUGCGAGAAUCUCAGAAGUGAUUUGGAUGAACUGCAAAUAAGUGUGAAACAGCUGACCACAAAGUUGUCCCAAGUUAGUGUAAUGUUAAGUACUGAAGAAAAGGAACUUGAGCAUUCUGAAGAAAGGCGAAAAAUCAAAGCGAGAACCUAUGACUUGCUCCCCGAAGGAGAAGAAAAUAUCAAAAAAUUAGAGGCAUUGAUCGAAGCUGGAGCUAAUAAAUUGGCUAACCUUGCAGUACAAUGGGAACGACAUCGGCGUCCUUUAAUUGAGAGAUACAGAGAUGAGAGGGCAAAAUAUUCGACCAAAGCUAGUGCUAGUCGAAAAAAGGUGGACGAACUGAAACUACUCAGAGAAAAGGAGAAAGAACUAUUAGAAGAAUCUCGCAGCAAGGAUCAACAGUGUGCGCAAUUACUUGCCGAGAUUCCAAAAUUACCAAAAGAGGUUAACCGAUCUGCGUACACUCAACGAAUUCUAGAAAUAAUAAACAAUGUGAGAAAACAACGAGGUGAAAUCGACAAAGUAUUGGCAGAUACCAGGGGAAUUCAAAAAGAAAUUAAUACGCUUACCGGAAGAUUGGAAAGGUCAUUCACUGUUGCUGAUGAAUUAAUAUUCAAAGAUGCAAAGACAAAUGAUGCUUCCAGAAAGGCAUACAAACUGUUAGCUACCUUGCAUUCCGAUUGUGGAGAACUGGUCACUUUGGUUGAGGAAACUGGAGCUACAGUAAGAGAAAUACGGGAUUUGGAAGAGCAGAUUGAUUCAGAGUCUGCAAAAAAUGUUGGAGCAAACCUUGAAAGAAUUACCGCAGACUUGAAGCAAAUGCAACAAGAAACGGCAACACUAACUGCACAACUGCAGAGUAAAAACUCGUGAUAGCAGUCGAUAUAGGCAGAACAAAAAUUUAUAUGAAAAUACCUUUUGAGGUAUGAAUGUAUAACUAUUUAAAAAUGGUAAUGAACAGUGCGCUUUUGCAGGCCCGAUGCUUUCUGUUGUUGAAGUAUUGAUAUUUUCUGAGCGUAGCUAUUAAAUAGUGAGAGCUCAUAUGGUAUAAAAAUUUGGAGCCUAAUAAUUGGAGAAGUGCAAACAUCCAACCGUAAAGGUAGUUUAUUUUCUUAAUUUUCUUACGCAAGGAGCUUCAAAUGGAUCAACUUGUUAUAGGUAUACUACGAUGAAUAAAUUAAAUAUAUUAAUUGAUAAUUCCAAGCACUCAAACAGAUGUGUAAAAGUGUACAAGCUUGGUUAUCAUUCAUUAUUACUAUACACUUAUCCACGCCCCUGGGUACAACUACAACGACUUCAAAUGUAGUAAGUAAUGAAUACAUUGGCAGUCUCUUCAUUGAAUCACCGAACCAAUUCGGAUUGCUUGGAUAUAACAUUUUGAGAGUAUGUUUUGGGGGCUGCCUAUCGUAACGUAUAAUUGUUGAUGAAUGUAACCAAUGUAUUAUGAAAAAAAGCAAAAUGAAAAAAACAAUAAAUAUAAAAACGGAAGUACCAAGUCGUUUAAAAGAUCA
Molecule: messenger RNA, 2546 nt
Organism: Athalia rosae (coleseed sawfly)
Lineage: Eukaryota; Metazoa; Arthropoda; Insecta; Hymenoptera; Athaliidae
Product: coiled-coil domain-containing protein 22 homolog
Exons: 7
Coding region: 151-1908 (585 amino acids)
Biological process (GO): positive regulation of ubiquitin-dependent protein catabolic process
Molecular function (GO): cullin family protein binding
Source: RefSeq, a predicted model, not a curated record